UUGUACAGAUUCCAGGAAAAUCUGUCUAACACGGUCAGCAUAUCUAAGUGUUCAGUUUUACCCUUGACGUGACACUGUCUUGACCUUGACCAAGGUCAGGGUGAAGUUGAAGUUUACGUAAUUUGCUACAGUAAUCAGUUACAUUAGAAGAGCCAUGGCGAAACUUUCUCUCCUUGUCCUGACUUCGGCUUCGUUAAUGAUAAAGCAAUAUGCCGAGCAGUACCGGAAAGGCGACUUGGAUAUGACUCUGACAGAGCUGGAACCAGAUUUGAGUCUCCCAAGGAUAAAAACGUACGACUUCAUCAUCGUUGGCGCUGGUACAUCGGGAUGUCUUCUGGCUGGCCGACUGUCCCAAUAUUUUCGGGUUUUGUUGCUAGAAACGGGCGGAAAUCCACCUCCCACCGUAAACACUUUCCUCUGGUCAAAUCAAUUUAGCACCGACACUCUCAUCAAUUAUCAUUUCCAGUCCAAACAGAAACACUAUUCACUGAAAACUGGCGGGAUGUUAAAUAUCUCGCAAGGAAAAAUGAUGGGCGGGUCGGGAUCCCAUAAUAAGAACUAUUACAAUCGCGGCUCACCGUAUGACUAUGAUCAAUUUGCAAGCAUUACGCAAGACCCGAGUUGGAGCUAUCUAAAUGUUAUUCAGCAUUUUAAACGAUUUGAAAGCUUUAAUGGAAUUUUACUCAAUGAAAAUCAAAGAGGUUAUGGAUACGACAUUUUCUCGAUUGGACCCAUAUCGGUUACUACGUCGAGCGGACCAACGCUUGAAAUGUGGUUGGCGGCCGGAAGGGAAUUAGGAUUCCAGGCGGCAGAUCCAAACGCGUUCCAAAUAGAAGCCUUCUCCCCAAUGGCGUUAUCGACUAAAAAUUCUGCAAGAUCCAGUUCUUACACCGGCUUUAUUCAAGGUGUGGAAAAGACCAGACGAAAUUUGAGAGUGCUGCGAUAUUCUCAAGUUCAAAAGGUUUUAAUUAACGGAAACAAAAUCGCAUACGGGGUGACAUAUUUGCGACACGGGAUUCCACAAAUUGAUCACGCUUCAAGAGAAGUCAUCAUCUCUGCGGGAGCCAUACUUUCGCCAGUAAUGCUAAUGCAAUCUGGCAUCGGCCCUGCAAAAUUGCUUAACUCAGCCAACAUUCCAAUAGUCCAAGAUCUUCCCGGCGUGGGACAAAACCUUCUGGAUCAUGCCGACGUACUUUUAAAAUUUGAGAUUCAAAACCCAUCCGCGGCCCAAGCCCUGUAUCCAAUUUUGUCCGAGACUGCCUUGCAAGAUGAGCUUGUCAAGUUCCAGGCACCCCUGAAAACUGGGGCAUUUAGUGGGGAAAAUGUUCACCAAGCGUUUAUCGUGUCGUCCCGAGCAAAACGAGAGAAUGAAGGGAACUGGCCGGAUUAUCAUUUGUAUUUCCAACUGGACCUUCCAACUGGACUUGAAACUAAUACAACAAACAUCAAUAUGCGUGUAGAAUUUGGUAGACCAAAAUCAAGAGGGUGCAUCAUUCUGAAUACGGAAGCAUAUGCUGCUGGGGAACUGGACGAUGAGAAAUUGGUCACCUUUGACUUAGGCACGUUUACAGAUCCGACCGAUAUCGAUGUUCUUCUUGAGGGAAUUCGCCUGAUUUUCAGUAUUAGCAAAACUACCGCAUUUCAAGCAUUGGAUCUGAGGUAUAAACCGGAAGUUGUGGAACCAUGUAAAUUCUACCCUUUUGACUCGGACGACUACUGGAAAUGCUACAUCGUGCAGACAGCAGACACAGCGUGGCAUUUGUCCGGUACUUGUAUAAUGGGAAAAAAGAUGAUCCACUCGCCGUGGUCGACCCAGAAUUGAAGGUGCUUGGCGUGUCACGAUUGCGCGUCGUGGAUGCCAGCGUUCUUCCCACUUCGACGAACGCAAAUACAAACGCUCCCACGCUACUUGUCGCUGAGAAAGCGGCGUGUCAAAUCCUUCGGGAUUACCUGGAUCCAAAUAGUGACCCAAAUUUGUGUCCGUUAGAUAAUCCUGCGUAUUUUACCCCUUUUAAUAAUUAAUUUGUGUAGUUGCUAAUAAGUAUUUUAAUAGACAACUAAUAAUAGAAACCAACUAAUAGAAACCGACGGACAUACGCAUUUGUGUAAAAAAACUGAAAUUUCAAGCAUUGUGACCGCUUACCACCGUUAUUUAUUAAACAUUCCUUAACAGGUCAGAAAACAGGGUAAACAGUCCAGUUGGAUCAAACCACAAAUAUUCUAUAAUUACUUAUUGCGAAAAUAAUGGAUAGAAAUUCCCUAAUAUUCGCUAAAAUCUAUAAUAUA
Folsomia candida is the source of this 2286-nucleotide messenger RNA. Its product is annotated as glucose dehydrogenase [FAD, quinone]. NCBI's taxonomy places the organism in Eukaryota, Metazoa, Arthropoda, Collembola, Entomobryomorpha, Isotomidae. The coding region runs from base 155 to 1822 and encodes 555 amino acids. Gene Ontology annotation, molecular function: flavin adenine dinucleotide binding; ecdysone oxidase activity. The transcript is spliced from 10 exons. The record is from RefSeq and is a predicted model, not a curated record.